Messenger RNA from Nezara viridula (southern green stink bug), 3439 nucleotides. The record is from the annotation of a GenBank genome assembly. NCBI's taxonomy places the organism in Eukaryota, Metazoa, Arthropoda, Insecta, Hemiptera, Pentatomidae.
AUGAAAUGUACAGUCCGUAUGGUAUCUUACUUCUCGACGUCGCCAGAACUGAGCAACAAGCAGAGGUUCGAGUACUUCACUAGAACGAUCCCUUCGGACCACCAUCAGGUCCAAGCCAUGGUAGAGCUUGUGCGGCGUCUUGGGUGGAGCUACGUCUCCAUCAUAUACGAAGAAUCCAACUACGGCAUCAAGGCUUUCGAAGAAUUAGAAGUCCUUCUGGCGAAAUACGACAUUUGCAUCGCCGUGAAAGAAAAGCUUGUGAAGGACUCAGGAGUGGCAGAAGAGACUGUUUACGACAACAUAAUACUCAAACUUCAAACUAAGCCAAGGGCCAAAGGAGUGAUCAUCUUCGGCUCGGACCAAGAAGUGGCGGGGCUGAUGAAGGCGGUCAGGAGGUGCAACGCAGUCGGGACCUUCACUUGGAUCGGCUCGGACGGAUGGUCCGCCAGGGAUCUUGUGUCCAGCGGCAACGAACCGGAAGUUGAAGGCACGCUCUCGGUCCAACCUCAGGCCAAUCCCGUCGCAGGUUUCGAAGAGUACUUCCUCAACUUGACGGUCGAGAACAACAAAAGGAAUCCCUGGUUUGUAGAGUUCUGGGAGGACCACUUCAAGUGCAGGUACCCGGACAGCAGCCCCACUCCUUACAACAUCAGGUUCGUGAGGGAGUGUUCCGAAAAAGACAAGUUGACUAAGGACGACAUCGUGUUCGAGAAACAACUGCAGUUCGUCAGCGAUGCCGUCAUGGCGUUUGCUGUCGCUCUGCAGAACAUGCACAGGGACCUGUGCGGCAAUUUCAAAGGUAUCUGCUCCAAGAUGAACCCCACCAAGGGCCCUGAGCUGCUAAGGUAUCUCAGGAACGUCAGUUUUGAAGGACUUUCUGGAGACAAAUUCAGGUUCGACAGCAAUGGUGAUGGUCCAGCCCGUUAUAACAUAAUUCACUUUAAGCAGACUGAUCCCGGGGUCUAUCAAUGGCUCACAGUGGGGCAGUACAUUGAAGGAGAGCUCCAUCUUAAUGACAGCGAAAUAUUCUUCAACACUGGCACAGCUUUACCACCAGAAUCUGUCUGCAGCCUGCCGUGUUCUCAAGGUCAGGCAAAGAAAUAUGUUGAAGGAGAAAGGUGUUGUUGGCAUUGUUUCAAUUGUAGCCAAUACCAGGUACUGGAUUUUGAAGAUGAAACUCAAUGUGUCCAUUGCCCAGCAGGAACUUUGCCCGAUGCUAACCAAAAACACUGUAAACCAUUGCCAGAGGUAUAUCUAAGAGUGGAAUCAGGAUGGGCCAUUGGUGCUAUGUCAUUAUCCUUAGCUGGGAUCAUUGCAACAUUAUUUGUAGUGACCGUUUUUGCAAGGAAUAACAACACACCAAUCGUGAAAGCUGCUGGUAGGGAGCUGAGUUAUGUUUUAUUGUCAGGAAUUCUCCUCUGCUACUCGAUCACCUUCGCACUUGUCAUAAGACCUACUGAUUUGGUCUGUGGAGUUCAGAGGUUUGGUGCAGGAUUCUGUUUUACAGUAGUAUACGCAGCCUUGUUCACAAAAACAAAUCGAAUUUCACGGAUAUUUAAAGCUGGUAAACGGACCACAAAAAGGCCUAGUUUUAUUUCUCCAAGAUCGCAACUUAUAAUUUGCAGCUUUCUUAUCAGCUUUCAGGUAAUUAUUAACAUUUUAUGGAUGAUAAUCUCCCCACCUAAAGCUAUCCAUUAUCACCCAACAAGAGAGGAUAAUUUGCUAGUAUGUUCGUCCUAUAUCGAUGCAUCCUACAUGAUAGCUUUUGCGUACCCUAUCUUACUUAUAAUUGUCUGUACGGUGUAUGCUGUCCUCACUCGUAAUAUACCAGAAGCUUUUAAUGAAUCAAAACACAUAGGUUUCACAAUGUAUACAACUUGUAUAAUAUGGCUUGCGUUUGUACCUCUCUAUUUUGCUACUGGUAAUCACAUGCCGCUUCGGAUUACCAGUAUGUCUGUUACUAUUAGCCUGUCUGCCAGUGUUACAGUGAUUUGUUUAUUUUCACCAAAGCUCUAUAUUAUUCUUAUAAAACCUGAGAGAAACGUUCGUCAAAGUAUGAUGCAGUCAAAACGAAGUGCAUUGAAAAGUGGAACUACAGCGAGUGUAAUGGUUGGGGCACUACCUGUAGCACAUCCCAUAGUGACAUCAGAAUCAUUGAUGAGGCUACACCAAGAGAGAAGUUCCUGUUCAGAAAUCAAAACUAUUUCAGGUCAGCUUACAAAAUACACUCAAACAUCUCCAAAACACCAAACAGAAAAAAAUGCUCUAAACUGUAAUUCGACGUAGCACAAGCAAUUCUUAAGAAGACUUCGGCUAUACAGGAGGUCAAAUCGACAACCUGUUCUUGUAUAAAGAUGUAUAUUGUACUUAACUUAAUUAAUAUACAUGUUUUACUACGUAAAUAUACAAUCAUAAAGCAGAUUAAAUGUUUUGUAAAGUAAACUAUAUUAAAUUUGUAAAUUAAUUUUUCUACUUUGUGAGUAAAUAUAUUAAUUUAAAUGAUUGAGUAGAUUCUCCAUGAUUUGUGACUGAUGGAUCUGUAAUGUGCAAUAAAUUUUACUUAUUUUCAUAAAGUCAAAUAGAACACUUUGUUACUAUGGUUAUCUAAAUAUUUUUUAUUUAAAAUUUGUUUUUGAUUAUUUUGUAUGUAUCAUUUUCUGACAUGAAAAUAGAUAGUUUUAUUUUUUAGUAAUAGAUAGAUUAUGAUUUUUACCAGCUUAAAAAAACCUCAUCAUCCACUUAUAUGGAAUACUGAUAUUGAAAACAUAAAUUAAUAGAUACUGGUGAUAAGUGGCAUUUUGGGAGAAAUGAAUUAUUUAUAAAAUAUAAUGCAUAAAAUGGUAUAUUUUUAAUGUUUUCCUUUCAUUCAGUAUUUGGUUUUUAACUGAGUUGAUAGAAGUGUUCAUUUUUUUAUUGGACACACGUGAUUUGAUUUCAUUUUUCUGAGAGCUCAAAAAUGUUACUCAUCACCUUAAUACAUACAUGUCCACUUUACUCCACAAUUAGUAACAUUAUGACCCAGAUGAAGUUAUAUAUAAUAAAUUUCACCACUUUUAUAAAAACAAAUUGAAUUAUCAAGAUUCUAAUAUUUAUAAUAUUUCUGUUAUCAUAAUAUUUCUGAAAUGACUAUUUUCUUUAAUUUUUAGGCGAUGUUAUAAUUUCAGUUCUUAUUUGAAUUGUGAUCAAUUCAGUUAUUAGAAUGAAAUGUAAAAAAUUGUAUUUAAUUAUUUGAAUUGUUAUAACUAUGUAUUUGCAUUUGUAUAUGUCACUCAGGUUGGUUUUAAUAAAUGACUAUUAUAAAAAACAAGUGUCUGUCAUGGAAUGUUAACAGUUUUAUCAUUUAAUGUACAAUUGUUGUCCAAUAUAUAUAUUUUGUAUAUUAUGUUUGUAUAGUUUUAUUAAUUAUAUCUAUGUAAUAUAACAUUAUUUAUUUGCUCAA